CAAGUUUCACUCUUCAGUGUCCCUGAUUUAUUCCAUACACAAUCAAAAUCUGAAGUGUAGUAAGAUUUUCAAAAGGGCGAAAAAGGCAAAUUCUCUUGAUUAUGGCAGAAAAAAAUAGUUCGAACGAUGGACAGUACUUCCUUCAAUCGAAACAUUUUAUCGAUUUUAGACAGAACGAAACGGACACAGUGGAUUCGGCUAUGGAUGUAGCUACCAGGCAAAGUGCAUCCACCAAAAAGAAGAUACAUAUCCACCAAGGACUAGGAUCUAGAAAAACGUCAAAGAAUAUUAAACGGAAAAUGUCGAAAGCUAGUCAAGACCUGAAAAGAACUUCUAAAACUGCCGCGAAACCACAGAAGCAAAGGUUAUCACAGAGUUUUAAAAAAAGAAAUAUUCCGGAAAAAAAAUUUGACAAGUUCCCGCAGGCGGGAGUUUCCCGAAAGCAGGAUGGCAAAUUCCGAACCAUAACUAUCAAAAAGGAAGCACAAUGUCGUCUGCGAACUGCCUUAAAAUUACUGGAUAUCCUUGAAGGGAAAUAUGAUGACAGUGAUAGAGAAUGUUCGUUGGAUUCUAAAUCCUUACAUGGUUCAGUAAAAAGAAAUACCCGUCGAUUGCAGACUAUGCAGGAUCUCCCACCCAGGGAUUUCUUUGGUCUUUGCAGGGAUUGCCGAUCACGAUGCAGAAAUUGUGGCAGACGUCCUUCGGCUGUCCUUAUGGCAAGACGUAAAAGAUAUUCAUAAGGAAAAUUAAGACUUUGAUAUGUCACAAAAUGAAUGAUAAGCCCGUAGAAGUCGUAUCUCUAAAUUUGGUUGUCCUAAUAAGUUUAUAGCAAAUAUAUAGCUUUUCCCUACAAAGU
Drosophila melanogaster (fruit fly) is the source of this 856-nucleotide messenger RNA. RefSeq lists its product as uncharacterized. Lineage: Eukaryota; Metazoa; Arthropoda; Insecta; Diptera; Drosophilidae. The coding region runs from base 102 to 740 and encodes 212 amino acids. The transcript has a single exon. The record is from RefSeq and is marked reviewed.